Molecule: messenger RNA, 2514 nt
Organism: Rotaria socialis
Lineage: Eukaryota; Metazoa; Rotifera; Eurotatoria; Philodinida; Philodinidae
Source: the annotation of a GenBank genome assembly
AUGAGAAGAUUCAAACGUAUUAUACAGAAACAAUUUGGUGGUCUGGGCAAUUUCCUUGCAAUGAUUAUUCUAGUCUCAAUAACUGUGAUUUUUAUCAAUACAUAUGUUCUUUCAAAACGAAAUUUUUCUCUAGUAUCCGACAACCUAUUAGAUCGAAACUUCCGCAAGGGUGAACAAAUAUAUAAUCAAAACCAAACAAAAUUGUUCUUUUCACAAUCACUAGUACAGCGAUCGUUACUUCCAGAUCUCGGAUGUGAAAUCGAUGACAAAUGUUCAGAUGAUACUAUUCCGUAUAAAGCUAUCUCCGGAGAGGGAACAGAUAAAUAUCCGAUUAUAUGUUUUAACAAUAAGCUAUUGAUUCAUAAAACUUUGAAAGAUACAAAAAUUGGCCGUGGACUUAAUGUAGCAGUAGUUGAUAGUAAAACGUACGAUGUUAAGUUCAUAGAAAACUUCGAUACUUAUCUGGAAGAAACUUUCUUCUUGAGAUUUUUGAGGUUAAAAUUAAAUGAUGGUGACAUUGUUAUUAUCGCAAGUCAUGAUGAAAUGACUUAUGGAUUGAGAGACGCAUCAUUAGCAUUGCUAGAAAACUACGGUAGUCAAACCAUAAGAGCUGUUAAAUAUAGAGAUUCAUAUGUUAUGAUUGGUCAAAAAGGAUUAGCACGUGGACACGCUAUUGAAAUGCAUCAAUCAAAGGGUAGAAGCGAUUUUGGUUCAGCUGCACAAAUUAGUGGUUGUGGUAAAUUUCCUUUGGGACAAAUAACUCCACUGUCAUUUCCAAUAAUGGAAGUAAAUAAAGAAGGAAAAAUUGCUGUUGGUGCAACCAUUAAAAAUUGUGGUUUAACGGCAACCUGUAAAGAAAAUGAAUUUGCUGUGCAUGUCUAUACAGGAAAAGAUAAUAAGGAUGAACCAAAAAUAUGUGUUGAUGGAAAAUAUGUUAUUGCAAAAGGUAUAAAUGAUGCUGGUCGUGGUUUAAAUGUUGUUGUUGUUUCAAAUGGUAAAGAAGUUAUUCGAACAGGACAUUUCGAUACAUGGAAAGAAGACAGUACAAAUUUAGAAAUCUUUCUUGAAAAUCUUGAAGACAAUGUUAUUAUUAUUGUUGUUUCAUUUGACGAAGCAUCAUUAAAGCUUAGUCAGCACAGUAAAACUCUCUUUUUUGAUCUUGGAAGUGCAACUAUACAAAAUUUGAAAUAUCGUGACGUUUGGGUAUUUGUGGGACAAAAGGGUAUUAAAGGUUUUAGCCCUUAUGAAGAGAUUUCAUAUGCGGGAUUCGGAAGUACUUAUGCAUCUCUCAUUGACAAAAGAAUGUGUGUACCACAAACAUUGAAAGGUGUUCCCAUUCGACCUGAUCCUUUACCAUAUCGAAAUGAUAAACGUCGAGAGUUUUGUUCACAUUAUGAUGGUUAUGGUGAUUUUUGCAGUGAUACAAAUGUGGAUAAAAAUUUAGUACCGAUUCCAUUAAUAAAUAAAACAUUAGAAGAUAAUCCAAUAUACUCAACACCAAUUUUAGUUAUUGCUGGUAUAUCACACAAUUCUCUUCGAAUGUGCUUGGAAACUUUAUUGAUGCAACCAGGAAUUAAUAUUGAAAAUGUCAUUGUGACAGUUGAUGAGAAAUUUUCUGAACCACUUACACUGAUACAUUUAUUUGGUUUUCGUGGCGGAAAAACAUCGAAUAGUUCGACAUAUAUGGAACAUUAUGAAAAAUCAUUGAAAAAAAUUUGGGAAAUUUAUCCAAAUCAAGAUAAAGUGAUUGUUAUCGAAGAAGAUCUUAUUUUAUCACCGGAUUUUCUUUAUACACUUGCCUUAUUAAGUGAAACAUUUCGAAAAGAUGAAACAAUUGGUGCAAUAGAAAUGUGGAAUCCAAAUUCUUAUGAUAUUGUUAAUGGCUCAGAAGAAUUAAUUUAUCGUGUUGAUCAAUUUUAUGGUUUAGGUUAUUUAUUAAAGCGUUCAUUUUAUGAAAAAAAUAUGAAGAAUUCAUUCGACAUUUGUUGUUCUAAACGAGUUUGGGAGAAAUGGGCAUUUUCCGAUCCAUCAUCAUUUCUAAUGCCUGAUGUUUCAAGAGUAUUUCGACGACCUAUUGAUGGGAAUCGAGUUAAUAAAAAGUACAUCGAAACACUUUUUAAUCGAAAACGAAAAACAAGUUUAAACCCAUUUCCAUUCUUAUCAAAUAUCGAUAUACUUCGAAAAGAUAAAUAUGAUGCAAAUUUAGCGAAAUCAAUAAGUUCUGCAGUAUUAAUGAAAUCAUUGAAUAAAUGCGUGACAACCAAUAACAGUGUGCUUAACUUAAUUCAGAUUCAAAAUUCAAAUAACAAUACCGAUUCAUUUAAAUAUGUAUAUCCUCAAGAAUCACUAAAUGAUGUGCAAUAUCUUUUAUCAGUUUUAUCUUGUUUUGCACUUUUUCCAUAUGAACCAAUUGGUCUUUAUAAUGGUAUACUUCGUUUCAAUUCAAAUCAGUAUAAUUUCUAUCUUGUCGGAUCGAAAUCUUCUGUAUAUACAAAUGUUUCAAAGUCUACUUAA